AUGGAUAUUGUUAAACAAUGUAAAAAUUUACUGUUAUUCAUCAAAAGAAUCAGAAAGAUAGUUUUUGAUAAAUUCACAGCUAAAGACAAAGAAAUUUGGGUGAAACGCUUAACGAAACAAAUCAAAACUUGUAAUAAAGAAAGGGACUCCGGUUUUGCAUUAAAUAGAAUUGUAUCUUUAGAAGUAAAUAUUAAUCGAUAUGAAAUUGGAAAUGGUUCCUCGUAUAUUAAACUUCCUGAGAGUAUUCAAAAAAAGCGUGCUUGUAUUAAUGUAAAAAAUUCUGAUCAAGCAUGUUUUUAUUGGGCAAUAGUUAGUGCCCUCUAUCCAGCUAAAGCACAUAAAGAACUCCCAUCCUCAUACCCAUGGUACAGUACAGUACUAAAAACAGAAGACCUAGAGGCACCAAUGCCGUUACAUCAAAUUUCAAAAUUUGAAAAAUUAAAUAAUAUAUCAGUCAAUGUAUUUGCUUUAGAAUUAAUAGAAAAUAAUGAAAAGUCAUUUUUCACAGUAUAUCCAGCUAGAUUAACUAAAACAGUCGUUGCCAAACAUGUAAAUCUUCUUUUAAUUCAGAAUCACUAUUUUCCUAAAUUAAACGAUUAUGAAGCACCUCCAGUGGAUAAUGAUAAUUCAGAAAUUAAGUACCACUACUGCCACAUUACGGAUAUGUCUAAAUUAGUUGCUGGUCAAUUAAAUAAAAGAAAGGCCAAAUUAUUUCUUUGCAAUAGAUGCUUAAAUUAUUUUUCAACUGAAGGGAAAUUGUCGGAACAUGAAAAAAUGUGUGCAGAUAUGAAUAAUUGUAAAAUGUCUUUUCCUAAAUAUGAUGCUGUUAGUUUUAAAAAUUAUACUUAUAAACAAACAACGCCAUUUGUCAUAUAUGCAGAUUUUGAGUGCAUGUUAGAAAAAGUUACAGACCUCCAAACAUCCUGUUGUACUAAAAAAUAUCAAAAACAUAUUCCGUAUAGUGCUGGAUACUAUGUAAAAUGUAGCUAUGAUGAAAAGUUGUCUUUUUUUAAGAGUUAUAGAGGCAUUGACUGCAUGGAGUGGUUUGCUAAUGAAUUACCAAAUUUAGCUCAAAGUAUUCAUUCGAAAAUUAAGAAAAUUAUACCAAUGCAGGAAAACCCGAGUACCAAGUUAAGCAAAAAAGGAGAUAUUAGUCUACUUCCAGUCAAUAAAGAAAAAUACAUUUCAUUUACACUUAACGAUGCUGUUACUAAUAUAAAAUUUCGAUUUAUUGAUUCAUUAAGAUUUUUAGGAGCCUCUUUAGAUGAAUUGGUCUCAACAUUAAAUAAAAAUGACUUUAAAAUUUGCAAGCGAGAAUUUAGCAGGUUAAGUGACGAUGAAUUUAAAUUAAUAACUAAAAAAGGGGUAUUUUGCUAUGAUUUUAUUGAUUCUUGGGAAAAAUUAAACAUUACCGAUUUACCUCCAAUAGAGGCAUUUUAUAAUAAGCUAAACGAUACGAAUCUUACAGAUGAGAAGUAUGCUCAUGCUAAAAUAGUUUGGGAUACCUUUAACAUUGAAAAUUUAGGUCAAUAUUCAGAUUUGUACUUAAAAACCGAUAUUGUGCUUUUAGCAGAUGUUUUUGAAACUUUCCGCAAAAAAUGUUUUAUAACUUAUGGGUUAGAUCCAGCCUGGUACUACACAAUGCCCGGUUAUUCUUGGGAUUGUAUGUUGAAAUACGUGGGGUGUAACCUCGAGUUAUUGCGUGACGUUGACAUGAUACUAUUUAUGGAGAAAGCAAUUCGUGGAGGAAUUUCAGUAUGUAGCGGUAGAAUGUCGGAGGCCAAUAAUAAGUACAUGUCUAAUUAUGACCCCGCACAGCCCUCAAAAUACUUAAUGUAUUUUGAUGUCAAUAAUUUAUAUGGGUGGGCUAUGGGAGAACCCUUACCCUACGGAGGGUUCGAAUGGAUGGAUGCCAAAGACAUUGAUGUUAUGUCUGUACCUGAUGACUCUCCCGUAGGGUACAUGUUACAAGUUGACUUGGACUAUCCUCGCCAAUUACAUGAUCUGCACUCAGAUUUUCCAUUCGCUGCCGAACACCGCAAAGCUUUGGGUUCAAAUCAUACUAAACUAAUGACAACACUUUAUAAUAAAAAAGAAUAUAUCCAGUCUGCGUGGCUGCGACCCUACAUAGAAUUAAAUACUCGACUUAGAGCUGCAGCUACGAACGAUUUUGGAAGAAAUUUAUACAAAUUGGCCAAUAAUAGUGUAUUUGGAAAGACUAUGGAGAAUAUAAGGAAACAUAGAAUAGUAAAACUAGUCAGAUCAUGGAAUGGGCGAUAUGGUGCUAAAAAUUUAAUUUCUAGUGCCAGGUUUCAUAGCAGAAAGAUAUUUAAUGAAAAUUUAGUAGCUAUAGAACUGAUUAAAUCAGAUCUAGUUUUUAAUAAACCCUUAUACAUUGGCAUGACUGUUUUAGAUAUAUCAAAAUUAUGUAUGUACCAAUUUCAUUACGACUAUAUGCUUCCAAAAUUGGGCGCAGAUAAAUGUAAUUUAAUGUAUAUGGAUACCGAUAGCUUUAUUUAUGAACUGUACUGUCAUGAUGCAUAUGAGGAAGUAAUAAAACAAGAUCUAUCAAAAUUUGAUACAUCCGAUUACGCUGUAGAUAAUAUCUAUAAUAUUCCUCGCGUAAAUAAAAAAGUUUUAGGAGUAAUGAAAGAUGAAAAUAAAGGAGAAAUUAUGACAAAAUUUGUGGGAUUACGAUCAAAAAUGUAUACUUUUAAAGUUCAAUCUGGUCGAAUCACUAAAAAAGCAAAAGGGACUAAAUAUAAUAUAGUAAAAAAUGUUAUAAAAUUCGAUGAUUAUGUAAACUGUUUAAAUGAUUUUAAGGAACAAACUGCUACUCAACACUCCAUUCGGUCAUAUAGCCAUAACGUCUAUAGUAUAGAACAAACAAAAAUUGCGCUAAGUCCUUAUGACGAUAAAAGAUAUUUAAUUCCAAAUAGUUUUAGAACCCUACCAUUGGGACAUUACAGUAUUUUAGAAUAG
Messenger RNA from Diabrotica virgifera virgifera (western corn rootworm), 2982 nucleotides. RefSeq lists its product as uncharacterized. The record is from RefSeq and is a predicted model, not a curated record. Lineage: Eukaryota; Metazoa; Arthropoda; Insecta; Coleoptera; Chrysomelidae. The coding region runs from base 1 to 2982 and encodes 993 amino acids. The transcript has 4 exons.